Molecule: messenger RNA, 3626 nt
Organism: Malurus melanocephalus (red-backed fairy wren)
Lineage: Eukaryota; Metazoa; Chordata; Aves; Passeriformes; Maluridae
Product: inositol polyphosphate 4-phosphatase type II-like
Exons: 19
Coding region: 179-2437 (752 amino acids)
Cellular component (GO): cytoplasm
Molecular function (GO): phosphatidylinositol-3,4-bisphosphate 4-phosphatase activity
Source: RefSeq, a predicted model, not a curated record
CACCAGUGUCCUACCUGAUCACAAGGAACCAAGAGCAGAUGUUGGGCGAAGCUUCCUGGGCUGUGCAACUUUUAGAGUAGGAGAUCUGGURAAGUCAAAGGAGCAGCAGUUGACCCUUACCCUCAGGACUUCUGAUGGUGGAAAGACAGUUGGUACCAUUGAAGUCAAUCUUGUGAAGAUGGGAGAGCUAGAGGAGGGGGAAACAGACCACAUCACAGCAGACACCCAGGAUCAAAAGUGUGCAUUGGUUCUUGAGUGUACAGCCACUGAAGGCAUAAGUGGGAAAGACAACCUGCCUUCCUUAAAUGCAGUGUUAAGAAAUCCAGUCUGUAAAUUAUACAGAUUCCCUACUUCUGACAACAAGUGGAUGMGGAUCCGGGAACAGAUGGCUGAGACCACCCUCUCUUUCCAUGUUCCUAAAGAACUAAUAAAUCUGCACAUAAAGGAGGAUAUGAGAAGGAAUCAGGAACUUAAAGACCUGGGAGAACUUGCUCCUCACUGGGACAACAUGCGCAAAAGUGUGAUUGCUCACUGUGAUCAGAUGYUGAGUGUGUACCAGGACACUCUCUCAGAGCUUGGGAAGCACACAGGUUCUUCCUUCAAGUCAAGCUGUAGCAAAGGAGAAAAAACACUAGAAUUCAUCCCAAUAAAUCUUCAUCUGCAAAGAAUGCACGUGCAUAGUCCUCGAUUGAAAGAUGCCCUGUAUGAUGUCAUCACCGUGGGAGCCCCRGCAGCGCAUUUCCAAGGAUUUAAGAAUGGUGGUCUCCGGAAACUUCUGAGUAAAUUUGAGGCAGAAAGGCGAAAUACUGGGUACCAGUGUAUUUACUAUUCACCUGAAAACACAGCCAAGGCAAAGGAAGUUCUCAGCAACAUCAAUCAUCUGCAGCCUCUCAUAUCAAGCCAUGCAGACCUGCUGCUCAGCUCUGCAAGCCAACGCUCUCCAGACAGCUUGAAGAAUUCUUUAAAGAUGCUUUCAGAAAAAACGGAGCUGUUUGUGCACGCGUUCAAGGAUCAGCUGGUCAGAAGUGCCCUUCUAGCACUGUACACUGCCCGACCUGGCUGCGUGCUCAAGAAGCCAGCGGUGCCCAGGAGCAGUGCUGAGGAAGGGGACAAUGCCCAGCAGCAGGACCAUCCCUCUCAGAUCAAGAGGCAGGACUCUAUACCCCACCACUCUGAGUACGACGAGGAAGAGUGGGACAGGGUGUGGGCUAAUGUGGCAAAAAGUUUGAACUGCCUUAUUGCCAUGGUGGACAGACUGCUGGAAAAAGACACCAUCAGCAACACUAAAGAGGGUGAAAAYGAGCCUUCAGCAGCAGAUUGCAAGGUGGUGCAUACAGGUGGUGACUGGUAUGAGCAGCUCUACCCGCUGGUGAUCACGCUCAAGGACUGCAUGGGAGAGGUGGUGACCAGGGCCAAGCAAUCCAUGGCCUUUGUCCUGCUCCAGGAACUUGCCUGUGGCUUGCCCCAGUGUUUGAUGCUGACCCUAAGGAGAGACAUCGUCUUUAGCCAAGCACUCACUGGAUUGGUCUGUGGGUUCAUAAUCAAAUUGCACACAGGUUUACAUGAUCAAGGAUUUUUACAACAGCUUCAUACUGUUGGAUUGCUCGUGCAAUAYGAAGGACUCCUUAGUACAUAUAGUGAAGAAGCAGGAAUGCUGGAAGACAUGGCCGUGGGCAUUUCAGAUCUGCAGAAAGUAAUGUUUAAAGUCAUCGAAGCCAAAUCAGAAGAUUUUUUGCCCAUUAUAACUGGGAGGCGUGAGCAUUACAUUAUAGAGGUGCAGCUUCCAGCAAAGAUGUUUGAGCUCCUGCCACAAGAGAUUAAAGAAGGGAAGCUGCUCCACAUGUACCCGGUGCUCUUUAAUGUUGGAAUCAAUGAACAGCAAACAUUGGCAGAGAGGUUUGGAGAUACCACUUUGCAGGAAAACAUUAACCAGGAAAACUUAGAACUUCUCAAAGAAUAUUACAAGUUAUUUACGGAAAAAAUGCCACCUGAUUGUCUACCACAUUUUCAAGAACAAAAUGAUUUAAAGGGAUUGCUAGAAAAUCUUCAUCAAAAUAUCCAGGCCAAAAAGAGAAAGAAUGUAGAAAUCAUGUGGCUGGCUGCGACGAUUUGCCGGAAGCUGAACGGAGUGCGCUUCACCUGCUGCAAAAGUGCCAAAGACAGGACAUCCAUGUCAGUGACACUGGAGCAGUGCUCCAUCCUGAGGGACGAGCACCAGCUGCACAAGGAUUUCUUCAUCCGGGCACUGGAUUGCAUGAGAAGCAGACAAACCCAGGGAGCACUGAAUGAAUCGGAUGAUCCUGAAACAGGCUGUCUAACUGAUAACAAGCCAACUUCUCGACACUUCUAUCCUGUCGCCUUGCUGCUUGUCAGCUCACACUUGCUGGUUGUGUGGCUUAUUUUAAGUCUUGCUUUGCUAUUAGCCAAAUAUCAAUAAACUUCACUUGUGUUCCUUUCUUUUCUACAAACAGCAACAAACUAACUUUAGAAAAAAAGGAAUUAUGUUGUAAUAUUUCUACAAUCUCAGACCCCAAGGAUUCAUCUUUAAGAUACCAAUGUCUGAAAUGUACUGUGUUUUCAUUCUUUUUUUCUGAACUCUGAGAAGUAUACUAUGCAUUGAGUGAAUUGAUUUGCUCUUUCUGUUCAUGGUAAAGCUUUCCCACUGUAAUUAGCGCAAAGAAAGCCCACUUACAAUGCUGUCACUGUAUAGAAGGUGUGGAAUCCUGAAUGCUUGAACCCCCCUUUCCAGAGUAAUUAGUCUGACAAAAAAUAUAUUAAAAUGAAUUUGCACAACACAAACUAACCCCUAGACAAAUACGGCAGGGUGAUGGUUUGUGAGAYUUAACUUUCAUUGUGUUUUUUUUCUUGUUAUUAGCUGAUGGGAUUUUUUCGUUUAAUAAAUGAUUAUUACUUUGCUACAACUAACCCUUUUCUGUAGAGUAACUAAAUGGAAUAGAAUAAGUUCUGUUUUGUAAUGAAACUAACCUGUUUGUAAUUGUUGCUUUAGUUGCUUUUGCUUUCAAGACACUUUUAUAUUCUUUUUAAAAAAGUCCUGUUUAUGUCUUGACGCACCACUUUGGCACUUGUGACUUUUGUACUGUAUGUGAAUGAACAUCCUUCCUUUAUAAAGCAGAGAGGUGGAUUGGGCUGUUUGAAAAGCCAUUCUCUCCUUUUUUUCAUUGCAAAGCUGAACAUACAAGAAAUGAAGCAGAGAUUAAACUUUCUUUCACAAAUCUCUAGGGCCAGACUUAAUAAAAUGCCUUAUUCCUAGAAUGCGCAUUUUAGGGCAAUGUAUACUCGCACAUAUAUAGUAAACAAAUUGAAAAAAAAAAGGUAUGAAAAGGUUUAAAAGGCAAAUAUAUUUCUGGAAUUAGAACAAAAUGUAUCAUUAAAGUAUUUAAUUUUUUUUUACGGAACUUUAAACCUCAAGGGCAGAUAUAUUAGGGGGGAUGGAAAAUCUUAUCUAUUUCUGAGGGCAAUAACUGUACUGGGCCUGGCCUUGGAUUUAAUUUUGUAAGAUGUAUCAUCACUCGUGGAAAACAAAAAUGUAGAGUUGAAUCUUUGUUAUUUUUACUUCAACUGUUGCUGAAACUCUGCAAUGAACAAAUAAAGCAUAUUUAUUUAUU